Messenger RNA from Bemisia tabaci, 7821 nucleotides. Its product is annotated as EGF like, fibronectin type III and laminin G domains protein pikachurin. The record is from RefSeq and is a predicted model, not a curated record. Gene Ontology annotation, molecular function: calcium ion binding. NCBI's taxonomy places the organism in Eukaryota, Metazoa, Arthropoda, Insecta, Hemiptera, Aleyrodidae.
AAUCGCCUCCGCUAUCAAAACACCCCAACCCCGUUCGAAACUCCUAUCAGUGUAAAACCGCGAUUUCGUAACGUAGCCGUGAUCGAUUCCGCCGAGGCUAAAAUGAAACACUUCCCAAACAAACUCCUGUGAAAGUUUCUGUGUGCGUGUUUCCCUUGCGAUGUUUCGUCAAGCCGGUUAUGUUUGGGAAUCUCCGGGUGCGAUAACCUCAAGUUCGGGACCCUGUCUGGAAUGAAUCAUGUUGUGCGUUUUCGCGAAAUUCCUUACGGGGCCGGUUCACGCUGUGGUGUUCAUUAGGGCCGAGGGAUAAUCCGCGGUGUUUUCGGGAAGUCUAUGCCGGAACCAUGUCCUACAAACAGGGGAAAGUGUUUUUCGCGUGUGCGUUUCUGCUCAUGGUGAAUGUGUUAGUGUUUUGUACCAACCCCAACCCGACCGUCGCUGAGAAAACACAGUUUGAAGCUGCUUUUCAAGGGCGGUGCGGACAUGAGAGUCCGUGCGAGCAGCUUUGCUACGAGCUCCACGACGGCAUGUUCGAAUGCGACUGUCGCGAUGGCUUCCUCCUCCAUCGCAAUGGAUACAGCUGCCUCCAGCUGAACUCGACGCUAGAGCCACUACCGGGCCACGAAGACCUGCAGCUGGGCGCGACGUUCAACUCGCGGGAGGACUCGCUGGGCGAGGACAUCCUCUACGAGCGCGGGGCCAUGUUCUCGGCGGUGCUCGAGCCCUCGGGGCCCAACACCUCCACCUCGCCCUCCUCCCCGCACUCCCGGGACUGGGCCCACGCCCACUCGCUCGCCACGAACCAGAUCAGCAGACCCGCGGGGCCGGGCAACGACUCGCGGGUCGCCGAGACGCCCAAGAUCAAGUUCAAGAGCAGAGCGGGGGGCCCCACGACGCCGGGGCCCAACUUGGAGCAGAAGGUCCCCGGGGAGGAGCCCUCGGCCGGGGCCACCGAGGCGGUUGGGGUUGCGACGUCGACGAGUGCGCCGGAGUGCUCCUUGGACUGCGGGCCCAAGGGAACGUGUAUCGUCAACUCGGACGCCUCCAGUUAUCCCGGAUUGGAACGAUGUCAGUGCCCCUAUACCAAGUCCGGAGCCCAGUGUAAAACAGAGACGGAGGUGCGAUGGCCGCGGUUUUCGGGGCAGGGGUGGCUGGCGCUGCCGCCCCUGCAGGCGGCGUACAAGCAUGUGCAGAUGCUCAUCGAGUUCCGGCCGGAGUCCUGGCACGGGAUCCUCUUCCUCACCGGAGAACGCGACGACCUCGCCGGAGACUUCAUCGCCAUCCUCCUCAACCAGGGCUUCAUCGAACUCAGAUUCGAUUGCGGAUCAGGGGUAGGCGUGGUGAGGUCUGACGAAACGGUCAAGUUGAACCAGUGGAACAAAUUGACCGUUUACAGGCAUCGAUGGAACGCCUGGAUUCAGUUCAACAACGGCAAACACAUCCAGGGUCGAUCCAAGGGUCUGUUCUCUCGGAUCACGUUCCGGGAGCCGGUGUUCAUCGGGGGCCGCGGGAACACGACCGGGCUCCUGGACAAGCUGCCCACCGACUACGGGUUCCGCGGCUGCAUCCGCCACUUCGAGGUCAACGACCACGUCUACAACUUCGCCCCCCAGCCCCAGGGUGACGUCGUCAAAGGCUUCGACGUCGAGGAAUGCAAAGCUGAUCGGUGUAGUCGGAUGCCAUGCCAGCACGGAGGGAAGUGCAUGGUGUCUGGGCAGUCAGCCGUCUGUCUCUGUCCCCUCGGUUUCAUAGGUGACCUCUGUGAAACUCGCCUUGAUCUCCAGGUUCCGUCGUUCAACGGGUCGAGCUACCUGCGGUACCCGGGGAUGAAGGGGCGGGCCCUCUCGUGGCUGGACAUGAAGCUGGUGAUCAAGCCGACGGCCGAGGACGGCGUCAUCCUCUACAACGGGCGCCGCGGCGACGGCGUCGGCGACUUCAUGGCCGUCUAUAUCUCCGAGGGGCGCAUCUACUUCACCUUCGACCUCGGCACCGGCGCCGCCACCGUCAGGAGCGAGGAGCGGGUGUCGCUGGGGGAGUGGCACGAAGUGGUGGUCUCGCGGACAGGGCGGCUGGCGGUGCUGGAGGUGGACGAGGGCCCGGCCUCGCACGAGCUGUCCCCGGGCGCCUUCACGCAGCUCUCCCUCCCGCUCAACCUCUACCUCGGCGGCGUCCCCAACUUCGACAUGGUCUCCCCCAAAGUCAAGGCCAGGACCUCCUUCCAAGGCUGCAUCCAGAAGGUUGUGAUCAAUGACAGACCUCUGCAAAUUUUUGCGGAAGCGUUAGCCGGUGUAAAUGUAGAUAAUUGUCAACAUCCAUGCCUAGCCAAGCCAUGCGGCGACAGCGCCCGAUGUGUGCCCAUCAAAGAGUCUUACAAGUGUGAAUGCAGCUACCAGUGCGAGGACAGCAAUAAACUCACAGGCGAAAUUAGCGGAGCCUCAUUUGCCGGCACCAACUACUUCCACUAUUCGGAUUCGAAUAUCAUUCAUAGGAUCGUUAACGACAAGCUGAGCAUCAACAUGCGGUUCAAAACAUACUCUUCAUCUGGUCUUUUGCUGUGGAGCGGGCGGUCAGACAGAGGCAACGACUUUUUUGCUGUGGGCAUCUCCGGUGGCCUCCUGCACCUCCGGUACAAUCUCGGCAGUGGAGAGGUUUUCAUCCAGUAUAAUCAUACGCAUGUCAACGACGGACACUGGCAUCGUGUCAAGAUUUACAGGGACGGGCAAGUCGGAAUGAUCUCCUUGGACAAUGAUGAAAUGGUCAGCGGAAGCUCUAUUGGCAAGCUUAGACAGUUAAACACCAAUACAGGACUCUUUGUUGGUGGAGUAGAUGACAUCGAGAUGACAACGCACAAGAAAUACCACCGCGGAAUCACUGGCUGCAUUUCAGACUUGACCUUAAAUAAUGACUAUCAUGUUCGAUUGUCAUUUGUAGAAGACUCCUCGGAUCAAUGCAUCUAAUCAUGCGUCUCUUCAAAUGUGCUUGCCUCCUCACGUUUGUCAUACAAUUUGCAGACGCACCCACUUGAAAAAGUUGGUGAUUACCAAUAUGACUUCUUGCGAGUGAUGCAAUAUUUCUUGCAGACAUAAUGCAAAACUUCACUUUAACAGGGCUGCCGUUUCAGGUUUUAAAAUGUUUUUUGAUAGUCCGAUUUUUUUAUGAAUUCAAGGACUUUGCUGGUCCUCAGUUUGAAAAAAAAAAUAUGGUGGAAAAUUAACUCGCUGCUGCCAAAAUUUGUUAACAUCAAAGUCGACUUUUGACCUUGAGGUAUGAUGCCCAUUUUUAGUUGGCUAUGUUUCUCGUUUUUCCAAAUUCUUGUGGAAACACUUUCACACUUUCACUUCUAAGGGACUAGUCUGGAUAAAUGGCCUGGUUUGAUGUACCAUGUUCUCUCUGUGUAGUGUUUCAGCAGGAAAAGAAACAAAUGUCCAAUUUCAUCAUGGAAAUUUUACUUGAAUGAAAUAUCUAAACACAUGAGAGCCAUUUCGACGUUUUCACAGAAAAUAAGAAGACAUCGAAAACAUACUUCAUUUUUAUACUUCUGAGCAGCCCUGCUUUAAAACCCACACUGUCCUUUUUGUGAUAGAUAGAGGCAUUCUCCCAAAAGACGAGAUUAGAAUAUAUUUUUGAAAGCAAUUAAUUUGAAAUCAUACUUAUAUCGUCGAGAACUUCUCAUGUACAUAUCUUCUUUUCUAGCUCUGAUAUUGAUUUUAAUUCAGAAUCUAUCGGAAAGCACUCAUCUAAGUCUGUUGACCACAUUCAGCAAUUAAUUUUCCUUUUUUACUGGGAGAAUCCAAUCACUUCCUAAAAAAAGAUGAACCCCAAGGGCUCUCGGACAUUUCAUUACGCUUUACAAAUUUUGUGUUUCUGUUCAUUACCGAAAUAGUCCUUCCUAGAAUUUUUUACUUCAAAUGUUCUUUUUUUAAAAGCAUUGUUUAUAACUGUUCUAGUCAAUAGUGCCAUUGGUCACUAUUUUUAUUUUAAGUAUCAUAGUUGCAGGAAGUAAAAUCACAAGAAAAAUAUCAAGGAUGCCUGAAAAGAGUCCAAAGAAUCACUAUAUUCUUAAAUUAUGUUUCCAGUUGGAAUCUCACUUCUUAGCACGUGCUUUAAUACGGCGGAACUCAUUGUUUCUCAUAUUUUUGUGUCAUAACAAAAGAUAGGCACUCAUGGUAAAACUGAGGAAUAAAUUGCUUCCAGAAUGAUCAUGUUAACAUUCUGAACAACGAUUCAAUUCUGGAACAUUGUUCUAUAUCUAUUUUAUUUUGCUUGAAAAAUCAGUGUCACUUAUUCUUUGUCAAUUUUGGCAAUUACCUCUGCACAUGCUUUUUAAGUCAGCGAAUUGUCUUUAAAAGUCUACCAAAAAAAAUCACUUUUUCUUUGUUUUUUAAAGCAGAGCCAGCCUUCAGUGGAUUUUCAAGAGUCAAACUUUCUUUUCGAUGCUUUACUCAUCGAGGUAUUUUACCUUCUAUUCAAAAUCUAUUCUCGAAAUGCUUUCAUACGAGUUAACUUCCUUUUAUCUCCCAUUAUCCAUUUAAGGAUGACAAAUUGUAAUGUUUCUGCAAUAUUCUUCUGGUCAAAUUAUUUGUGCAUGAAAUCUCUGCAGCCUUACUUUGUCCUAGUGAUGUUUUAUAUCCUACUCCAAAAUUCUUUAAAAUAUCACUGGUUCUCUCUGCAUGAACAUCUGAACUCCAAUAUCAUUAUUUCAGUACGAAAUACUCAUGUAUUUAUCACCAGAAUGGUCAAACCAGGGUGUUUACUGAUCGUGAAAAUUUUGGAGGGGCUGCUUAAUUUUCCCGGAAUUUUUUUUGAAGUAAGUUAAAAAUGUUUCAAUUACAUUAAAAGCCAAUCAAAAUUGAAGAAAAGUUAAUAUGGCUGCAUACCCUGCUCUGAUACGACUAUUCUGUAGUCGAUUUUUGUCCAGGAUCUCUGAUAUAUGUGCAAUUUUGACUUUCUUCGACUUCAGAAAAAUUCUGAAGGAGAGCAAAAUCAUUAUAAAAUUUGUGUACCUCGUCCGAAUCUUUACAAAAUCAUUGUAUUUUAAAUCAGAAAGAGAUCAAAUUGAAAUCACUAGAGAUCGUCCCAAACUUCAGUUUCUAAAAAGUGAUGAAAGAUCGCAGCAGACACUCUGGUAAUGCCUAUUCCCUUUAGCUAUCUUAAUUUUUUUUAGGAGAGAGUAUAUCAUAUCAACGAAAAAACGUUAAGACUUUAAAAGUUUAUAUUUAGGUACGAUAAAAUUGAUACUUUUGAAUGCUUUUCAUGUGGGUAUUUUUGCACCCUUCUGCAUACUGCAAUAAUCACAAUUUUUUAGACCCCUAGAAAUGCCAUUUAUCAAAAUUUCAAUUUUUUAGUUCAAUUUUUCACAAAUUUUGUACAUCUCAUAAAGUCUUCUUUUCGUUUGGAUCUCCAGAUUCAUCAAUGUUUUUUCGCUGUAGGUUUUAUUUUUUUAUGUACAUAAACUGUUCUCAAGUAUAUAGAUUUGUUGAUAGUGCAUUAAGUGUUAAUGGAAGUCAGGAUACAGUAAUUCUGUAAUUUAUGAAAACGCUCAGUCUUUUUAUUACAUAGGUUGCCUGUGGCCCAAAAAGAAUAAGACCCAGGGUAAAUCGUUUCUUUUUCCCCACUUCAAAAUGAUUUUUGUAGAUGCUUCUCAGUGGAAAAAUAUACUUACCUGACGUUGUCGCGGAUGAUAAGACGUCUAGAGCAGCCUACUAUGCUGCCGUGCUAAGGAAGAGUGCCGUAUGAACAUUCGAGAGUUGCCAAAUCUCCCACAAUAAAAUGUUUAUUUUUGAGGAUUAUUGUUAAUAUUUUUCCUUGAAAUUUUCAGACAUUUUCGAUCAAAUUACUAGUAAAAUUGUCUGAGAAAUUGGCAGAAAAAUAUUUAAAAACAAAUCUGAAAAUUAGUGAUUUGCCAGAGGAAAUUUGGCAUAACCUCAAGGUUCAUACAUCGUUCUUUCUUAGCGUGGCAGUAUGGAGAGUAUGGACAUUGCAAGAUUCAUUUCUGACUGGCUCAGCCAUUUUUGGCUACAUGUAACUCUCCAGGGCUACAAAUGGCGGAUGCUCCAAGCAGGUUUAUGAUAAUAUAACUAAAAAUUCAGUUUUAUUUAAUCUCAGUAGGGGUAAAAUUUACUAGGAGAACAAAUAUACUUAAUUCAUUUAAAAAUCUAAUUUGAACAUCAAAUAAACGAUGAUUCCGUCCUGCAUACAUCCGUUAUCAGUGGCGAUGUUGACAGAAAGAGGACCAGGUGAAAAUCGUCAAAAUAUGGUGGCAACCCCCUCUCAUCCAAAGUUAUCGCUAUUUUUGGGCCCUGUUAAUAAGCAACCCCCUCCAAGCAAGUGUCCAUGCCUCAAUUCAAUCUCGUAGCUGAUUAUAGAAGAGUUUGGAUGGUUAAAUUCCUGAGGUUGGUUGAUAAGUUAGGAACUAAUCUGUUUGUAAAUUUUAAGAUUUGGGGAAAACUUCAAAUAUAUUGAAUUUUAAACGAAUCAAAUAAAGUCACUGCCGGUUAGAUAAAACACGCUUACAAUCAAAUCUGUUCUAAUGUCUCUUUACAGAAUCACUGUAUGUAUACACUUGUCAAUUUUAAGGAACUUAAUUUAAUUUUAUCUCCUGAGUUUUUCGCAGCUAAUUUGUAUCAGUAGGAUUUGAAAGCUAGAAAAGUAUAAAGAGUAAGUGCUAACCCUACUUUUUGGAAAUGCUCACUAUAUAAUGGAAAUGUUUUAAAGUCUUCAGUGAGCAAAUACUCAUCAAAAACUAGUCAAAAAAUAAUUAUGGUAUCAAGUUAAGUAUCGACUCCUUCGGUCAACAUCGGAAACAUGUAUCGAAAUCCACGAUCAUCACUAAUUUAUUGCCAUUCAGUACUUAAAAAUCGAAGGUCAAGACUUGAAUCGUCCAGAAAUUUAAUCCAUACUCAAUUCAAAAUGUAAUCAUAAGUUGGCGUGAAAACUUUCAAGGAUCAUCACUUCCUAUUCAUAUCACUCGGUUUCCGAUUUUUUUGUCAGUUGCUCAUGACGACCAACAAUACCAGUGGCACGGCAUGCUUUGCGAUAUAUCUAUUGAUCUGGCGUUUAAACUCAUGGAAGAGGAUCGAUAAACAGGGUGUUUGCAAUGAACACCUUGAUAAUCGAUUCUUUACCAUAGCUUCAAAUGAGGAAAUAUGGAUAGUCGAUCAUUCAUGACCCACAGCUGAACGACACAACUAUUAAUUCCUCUUGUUGUAAAAUCGUCCUUGUACUGAUCAUUAAUGUAAUUUUUCGAAUUUGUUGAGACUUCGCCCAUUCUUCUUUACAAUGAAUGAAAAAUGGACAAAUAGUUUUCAAAGGAACCAAAACACCCAAACAAAUAUUAAAAAAAAAAAAAAAAAACAUAGGUUUCAAGUUUCCUAUAAUUUUAUUACCGAAACUAUAUUUCCUUUCCUCCUUGAGAUUACUUCCUGUCAUUUGUCCGAGUAUGGAAAUUUCGUUUUCUAAAAGUGGGGAAUGAUUCCUCAAAAAAGGGUCGAGUAGAGAGUGAUUUUGCUUUCAAAAGAUGAUCAAGACACUUCUGUAAUUUAUUUAUUCUUUUUUAUUAGCCUCUAGAGAACACUGUUAAAUAUUGUGACAUAUCAUAUUCUACAAGUGUACAGUCGUUAGAUGUUUAGCUGUCUUUUGGCACCCUAUCAUUUUGUGUAUUCUGUAUAGCUAUCCUGCAUUUACUGAAAAUGUGUAGCAAGUACUCUAAUUAGGAACUUCCUUCUUACAUCCACACACUUCAUCACACCCCUCUUUUAAUAAGUGUCAGUUGUGUGUUUUUGAUCAUGAAGAAAAAAAAAAUCUAAUUUCUUUGUAAUUUCA